Molecule: messenger RNA, 1687 nt
Organism: Drosophila erecta
Lineage: Eukaryota; Metazoa; Arthropoda; Insecta; Diptera; Drosophilidae
Gene: RnrS
Product: ribonucleoside-diphosphate reductase subunit M2
Exons: 3
Coding region: 214-1395 (393 amino acids)
Biological process (GO): deoxyribonucleotide biosynthetic process
Cellular component (GO): cytosol
Molecular function (GO): ribonucleoside-diphosphate reductase activity, thioredoxin disulfide as acceptor
Source: RefSeq, a predicted model, not a curated record
CCUGAUUUUCCCAUAGUUUUCCCAUCACCAAAAAUGGCGGCAAAUCGAAACAGUUUGCCGCCCGGCAUAAAACCCUAAGUAUCUGAGUUUCUCUGAUCAUUUGCCACGCAAAUAUCAAACUGUACGCGUAAUACACGCUGGUUAUAGUGAAUUUCACUACAGAAUCAGAGAAGCCAAUACCUGCUAAAAAUAAUCCACUUAAAAACAUCUCAAAUGGCGUCCAAGGAAAACAUUGCGGACAACAUGGAGAAAUUCUCGCUUAAGAGCCCCAGCAAGAAGAUUCUGACGGAAAGCACCAACAACGUUCGCAAGAUGUUCAUUGGCCACGAGGCGAACGGCCAGUUGGCCAAGGAAUCCUCCGCCGAAAAUGGCAUCGGCAAGUCUGCCAAUUCCCUCAUGGAGAGGUCCGUAACCCCCUUUGACCCAUCGCUGGAGCCCCUUCUGCGCGAGAAUCCCCGACGCUUUGUCAUCUUUCCCAUCCAGUACCACGACAUAUGGCAGAUGUACAAGAAGGCUGAAGCCUCUUUCUGGACCGUCGAGGAGGUGGAUUUGUCCAAGGACCUUACUGACUGGCACCGACUGAAGGACGACGAGCGCCAUUUCAUCUCGCACGUGCUGGCUUUCUUCGCCGCCUCCGAUGGCAUCGUAAACGAGAAUCUGGUGGAGCGCUUCAGUCAGGAGGUGCAGGUCACGGAGGCACGCUGCUUCUACGGCUUCCAGAUCGCCAUGGAGAACGUGCACUCGGAGAUGUACAGUGUGCUGAUCGACACUUACAUCCGGGAUCCGAACCAGCGCGAGUACCUGUUCAACGCUAUCGAAACGAUGCCGGCUGUAAAGCGCAAGGCAGACUGGGCCCUGUCCUGGAUCUCCUCCAAGUCUGCCAAUUUCGGGGAGCGUAUCAUCGCCUUUGCCGCCGUGGAGGGCAUCUUCUUCAGCGGCAGCUUUGCAUCCAUUUUCUGGCUUAAGAAGCGCGGUCUAAUGCCUGGACUGACCUUCUCCAACGAGCUUAUCUCUCGCGACGAGGGCUUGCACUGCGACUUUGCCGUGCUGAUGUUCCAGCACCUGGUGCAGCGACCCAAGCACGAGCGCAUCAUCGAGAUCAUCCGUGACGCGGUGGCGAUUGAGCAGGAGUUCCUCACCGAUGCCCUGCCCGUUAAUUUAAUCGGCAUGAAUUGUGACCUGAUGUCCCAGUACAUAGAGUUCGUUGCGGACCGUUUGCUUGUGGAGUUGGGCGUUGGGAAGAUCUACAACACCAAGAACCCCUUCAACUUCAUGGAGAUGAUCUCGCUGGAUGGAAAGACCAACUUUUUUGAGAAGAAGGUGGCAGAGUACCAGCGCAUGGGAGUGGCCAGCAACCGCCUGGACAACGUGUUCACCCUGGACGCGGAUUUCUAGGGCUGGCCCCGGACAUCAUUGUUGCAAUUUAAACCUCUCAAGGGCUGGCUUCUCAUCCUUUAUAUUUUCAUCUGACGGCGUUUAUAUGUAGUCCGUUUUAAUUUUAACGUAGGCUAAGAAAGAUCACAGACCUUCAACACAUUCAUCAUUACUUGGACCUCCAAUUUUGGCUCAAACACUGCAAUUUUCCACACACUUGACUAUUACGAGGAGCGUGCGUACCUAUUCCGAAUUCAUUGUACAUAAAACAUUCUAAAUAAAUUUAUGCAUAGACAAUUAUUAAGCACUACAA